Molecule: messenger RNA, 1130 nt
Organism: Mycena citricolor
Lineage: Eukaryota; Fungi; Basidiomycota; Agaricomycetes; Agaricales; Mycenaceae
Source: the annotation of a GenBank genome assembly
GCAGAACAUAGAUCGAACAGUGCUUCGAAACUAUCUUAUCAGUCGAACGAUGCAAACUCGGAUGACAGCUCCACUCGGGCAGGUUCAGCCUGCCCAGAAUGCCAACACAACGUCAAGAAUACCUCAGCUUGCGUGAUCAUCUAUGCAGCAGGCAUUCUCUCUGAGCGAUCCUGCGGCCAAACUUGGCUGAUAAAAGCCAGCGAGGGGAAGCAGGCCCCUCAGAGACACUCCGCCUCUUCACCCCAUCAUCCUCCGAAAUGAAGUUCUCUGCUCUCCUCGCCCUCACUUUCGCUGCCGUGGCUAUCGCUAGCCCCCUGGUGAGUGAUCCUGCCAGCCAAGCUUUUCCACUGAGAGGAUAUCUAAUUAUUUUGGCAGCCGCGUCCGGUCGAGUCGCUUGACGGCAAGAAUGACGGAUGGACGAUCGGUAGCAAGCCGGCUCAGUCUCGUCAGGUCGAGCCGCUUGAGAGCAAGAACGACGGAUGGACCAUCGGUGGCAAGCCUGCCCGCUCUGUUCAGUCUCGUCAGGCCGAACCUCUCGAAAGCAAGAACGACAAAUGGUCCAUCGGUGGCACGCCUGCCCAGUCUCGUCAGGUCGAGCCGCUUGAUAAUAAGAAUGACGGUUGGACGAUCGGAAAACCUGCUCAGUCUCGUCAGGUCGAACCGCUCGAGAGCAAGAACGACGGAUGGACCAUCGGUGGCAAGCCUGCUCGCUCUGUUCAGUCUCGUCAGGUCGAGCCGCUUGAGAGCAAGAACGACGGAUGGACCAUCGGUGGCAAGCCUGCCCAGGCCCGUUCAGUCGAGCCCCUCGACUCGACCAACACGAAGUGGACCAUUGGGCAGAAACAGCAGCGCCAGGCCGAGCCGCUUGAAAGCAAGAACGACUCGUGGACCAUCGGACACGUGAACAACGCGCGAACUGUGACCGACGUCGGCCAUGCUGCCCGCUCCACAUCCGUUGCUCGUGCUCCCACUGUUGACACUGGAAACCACAACUGGGUAUUUGACCACGGGAAAUUCACCCCAGCCCCCCAGUAAAUGUCCUAUCAUCUGUAGUUUUACAACACGUCUGCGAUGUAUGAACUCACGGAUGCAUGAAUUUGAUUGGGCCUUGCGCCCACGUGUAAAUGAAA